Hemicordylus capensis (graceful crag lizard) is the source of this 1433-nucleotide messenger RNA. RefSeq names its product peptidylprolyl isomerase E (gene PPIE). The transcript has 10 exons. The record is from RefSeq and is a predicted model, not a curated record. Gene Ontology annotation, molecular function: peptidyl-prolyl cis-trans isomerase activity; RNA binding. Lineage: Eukaryota; Metazoa; Chordata; Lepidosauria; Squamata; Cordylidae. Bases 206 to 1111 code for a protein of 301 amino acids. Gene Ontology annotation, cellular component: intracellular membrane-bounded organelle. Gene Ontology annotation, biological process: protein peptidyl-prolyl isomerization; protein folding.
AAAGUAUCGAAGGCAGGAAAUCCAAGUUCUGCAGAAACGCACCAGAUGAUGUUGCCUGUGUCAUUGUGCAUCAAAAUAACUCUGAAACAUUUUUUAAAAAUAAUUAAAAAAACAAAAACAGCACGUGGCUGGCCAGGAGGGAAGCGGUUCCGGAGCAGAGGGCAGCCGCGGGGGGGGGGCGGGUGCAGUGUGGGCAAGGAGGACGAUGGCUUCCACCAAGAGGGUCCUGUACGUGGGUGGGCUAGCAGAGGAGGUGGAUGAGAGGGUGCUCCAUGCCGCCUUCAUUCCCUUUGGUGACAUCACAGACAUCCAAAUACCACUGGACUAUGAAACUGAAAAGCAUCGCGGGUUUGCUUUCAUUGAAUUUGAGCUGGCUGAGGAUGCUGCUGCCGCCAUCGACAACAUGAAUGAGUCUGAGCUCUUUGGGAGAACAAUUCGUGUCAACCUGGCCAAACCCAUGAGGAUUAAGGAAGGAUCGUCCCGGCCAGUCUGGUCAGAUGAUGAUUGGCUGAAGAAAUUCUCAGGGAAGACGCUGGAGGAGAGUGUGGGAGAAGAGGGGGCCGGGCCUACCAAAUCGGAGGCCCAGGAGGGUGAGCCACCAGCAAAAAAAUCAAGGGCCAACCCCCAGGUUUACAUGGACAUCAAGAUUGGAAAUAAGCCUGCUGGCCGACUGAACAUCCUCCUGCGAUCAGAUAUUGUGCCCAUGACCACUGAGAACUUCCGCUGCUUGUGUACGCAUGAAAAGGGCUUCGGCUUCAAGGGCAGCAGUUUCCACCGCGUCAUCCCGCAGUUCAUGUGCCAAGCGGGGGACUUCACCAACCACAACGGCACGGGGGGCAAGUCGAUCUAUGGGAAGAAAUUUGAUGACGAGAACUUUAUCCUGAAGCACACGGGCCCAGGCUUGUUGUCCAUGGCCAACUCUGGCUCCAACACCAACGGCUCCCAGUUCUUCAUCACUUGCGACAAAACCGACUGGCUGGAUGGGAAGCACGUGGUGUUUGGGGAGGUGACUGAAGGGAUGGACGUGGUGCGGCAAAUCGAGGCCCAAGGGAGCAAAGAUGGAAAGCCAAAGCAAAAAGUGAUCAUCUCAGACUGCGGCGAAUACAUCUGAACAUUUGCUCAAGGGGAUCUUGCUGCGGGUGCAAGAGGAAAUGAGCAUUGCUCCACUCUGGAUGAGUGACGGCUCCGGAGCUCUGUCAGAGACUGAACGGCUUGUUUCGGGGGGCAGGAGGACUAGCCUGUUUGGGGAGACCUGGGCUGCUUCCUCUUGAAAGCAGCAACCUGUGUGUGUGUAUAGUCAGAUGUACAAAGGAAUUCUGGAAGUGUUGUUCAGAACUGUAGGUUCUAUAGAUACCUAUUUUGUACAUAAUUGUUCUUCAUUGUACGGAAUUUUUCCUCCUACAAAUAAAUUAUAUCUAUUUUUUAAAGCAAAA